Enhydra lutris kenyoni (northern sea otter) is the source of this 1065-nucleotide messenger RNA. Its product is annotated as abhydrolase domain containing 14A. Bases 75 to 905 code for a protein of 276 amino acids. The transcript is spliced from 5 exons. Gene Ontology annotation, cellular component: cytoplasm. The record is from RefSeq and is a predicted model, not a curated record. NCBI's taxonomy places the organism in Eukaryota, Metazoa, Chordata, Mammalia, Carnivora, Mustelidae.
CAAGCGCGCCUCCCCGGCCGCGCUCUCUGCCGCCUGGUCCCCGCAGCCGCCCGCAGAGCGGCGGAGGCAGCGCCAUGGUGGCGGCGCUGUUUGGCUGCUGGUUCCGCGUGGGCGGGGCCCGCGCUGGGGUGUCCGGCCCGGUGAUCCCGGUAGGCCCGACUGUGGUACAGACCUCCAUGAGCCGGUCCCAGGUAGCCCUGCUGGGCCUGGGCCUGCUGCUCAUGAUGCUACUGUACGUGGGGCUGCCAGGCCCCCCUGAGCAGACCUCCUGGCUCUGGGGAGGCCCCAAUGUCACAAUCCUGGCUGGUCUCACCCCUGGCAACUCCCCCAUCUUUUACCGCGAGGUGCUGCCGCUCCACCGGGCACGCAGGGUGGAGGUGAUGCUACUCCACGGAAAGGCCUUUAACUCGCACACGUGGGAGCAGCUGGGCACGCUGCAGUUGCUGGCGCAGAGGGGCUACCGGGCUGUGGCCCUUGACCUCCCAGGUUUUGGGAACUCGGCACCUUCCAAGGAGGCAAGCACAGAGGCAGGGCGGGCAGAGCUCCUGGAGCGAGUGCUACGAGACCUGGAGGUGCACAAUGCGGUCUUGGUGAGCCCCUCUUUGAGUGGCCGCUAUGCCCUGCCAUUCCUGAUCCGAGGGCACCACCAGCUGCGUGGAUUUGUGCCCAUUGCACCUGCCUCCACCCAGAACUACACCCAGGAACAAUUCUGGGCCGUGAAGACCCCGACUCUCAUCCUGUAUGGGGAGCUGGACCGUAUCCUGGCCCGAGAGUCACUGCGGCAGCUCCGCCAUCUGCCCAACCACUCUGUGGUGAAGCUGCGUGAUGCAGGCCACGCCUGCUACCUCCACAAGCCGCAAGACUUCCACCUUGUCCUCCUGGCCUUCCUUGACCGCCUGCCUUGAGUUCACCCACUGACCAGGCCCCAGGCCUGGCCUGAGCUGGGAGAGUCCGGACCAGUGCCCCACCAGGGAGGCAGCCCCUGGGAUUGGAGGGUGGAGGCCAGAGGGCCGGGCCCAGUUGGGACCUCUUAUUUCAUCUCACAGGCACAAUAAAAAAAAAAAA